This is a messenger RNA of Vombatus ursinus (common wombat), 1964 nucleotides long. RefSeq names its product BCL2 interacting protein 3 (gene BNIP3). Lineage: Eukaryota; Metazoa; Chordata; Mammalia; Diprotodontia; Vombatidae. The coding region runs from base 1 to 603 and encodes 200 amino acids. Gene Ontology annotation, biological process: mitochondrial outer membrane permeabilization; positive regulation of apoptotic process. The transcript has 6 exons. Gene Ontology annotation, cellular component: nucleus; mitochondrial envelope; mitochondrial outer membrane. The record is from RefSeq and is a predicted model, not a curated record.
AUGGAGCAGAGCGGGCAGCCCCCGCCCCCGCCCCCGCCCCCGCCCGAGGAGAACCUGCAGGGCUCUUGGGUGGAGCUGCACUUCAGCAGUAAUGGCAACGGCCACAGCGCUGUGCCAGCCUCCAUCUCCGCUUAUAAUGGCGACAUGGAAAAGAUCCUUCUGGAUGCACAGCACGAGUCUGGGCGGAGCAGCUCCAAGAGCUCUCACUGUGACAGCCCGCCUCGUUCACAGACACCCCAAGAUAUUAACAGAACUUCUGAAACGGAUACUCACAGCAUUGGAGAAAAGAACAGCUCCCAGUCUGAAGAAGAUUACAUGGAGAGACGGAAAGAAGUGGAGAGCAUCCUGAAGAAGAACUCAGACUGGAUCUGGGACUGGUCCAGCAGGCCUGAAAACAUCCCCCCAAAGGAGUUUCUCUUUAAGCAUCCAAAGCGCUCCGCCACUCUCAGCAUGAGAAACACGAGUGUCAUGAAGAAGGGUGGCAUCUUCUCGGCGGAGUUCUUGAAGGUUUUCCUCCCGUCCCUGCUGCUCUCUCACUUCCUCGCCAUUGGGUUGGGGAUCUACAUCGGAAGACGUCUCACCACCUCCACCAGCACCUUCUAGGGCAGGGGGCCGAGCAGCAGGCUACUGUCUCUGAGCAGGCAGAGUGGUUACCGGAGGAAGUCCGUCCAUCCAUCCGAGAUGGCUCCUGUUGACUUAUGUUCAUUUGUUGUGUAAAUGUCGUGUUCCUAGUUCAGUAGAAUGGGAGGAUAGACACCUGUAUCCAUACCCUAGGCACCAGCAUAGGGAGCGGGUCAGACGGAUUCACCUCUCCUCUUUGUAGGCUUAGCCCUCGAGUUCUCUGAUGACAGCCUUUCCUAUCCCAAUCCUGAGGCUUCCUGGACUUCCAUGAAAUCCCAAAGCUUCCACGUUCCCCUAAACAGUGGUUAUUCCUUUGAACAAGUGAAUCGUGUCAUUAUUACAAGCAUUGUGUCUAGGGGCUUGUCCAAAAUGCUGUAGACUUGUCACAUGUGGUCCCAGAAAUGCCCCCAUGCCCAUCUGCCCUGGCUGGAGUAGCCCCUUGGUGAAGACUCCCCUCUGUUCUGCUGGGUGGUCUUCCUGGGCAAAUGGGAAAAGAGGGCGGAAGCCCUCGGGGCAGUCCACCUGACGCUGACGUUUGAAGUCUCAUUCAGCUCCUUGCCCCAGAACCUGACUGGUUUCCUGGUAGGGCCUGGCACAUGGCUAACCCUGCUAGACCUGCUCGCUUCCCCGUGCUCCCUGCUAGCCCCAGCUGUGCUCCUUCACCCUGCCCUGUGUCGACUUCAGCGACUGAAACCAGAAUGGGAAUAAUUCUUUGUUUGCCAAAUCCUUCUGAGAUGCCUGUGUUAGGUCCAGGUGAGCCCACAAGAGGUUCACAUCUUCUGUUUUCCUCGGGGCAAACACUUUCUGAAAGGAGGCCAUGUCUUUGCUGUGCUGGACACACUCAUCAUUUGUUUAUGUUGUCUCUGACGUUUCUCCUACCCCCCCUUCAUCUGGACUGAAAUAAAUGCAACCCUCUAAUUUGAAAAGGAAAAUCUCUCCGUAUCUGCCAUCAGCCGUGCAGAAACAUGGCCUGCGCUGAUUAUCACGCUUCUCAGCACAUCUGCACUGGCUCCCUUCUUUGGUCAUGCCACCAAGCCAAACCAAGCACUCCCUGAGUCAGGUAGCACAGUUCCCACAGAGGGUUUAGCUCAGAGACGCAGCCCUCUUUGCUAAGAGGAGGAAGAGGGGUUCGAAAAGCAGGUCCUGUUCUGUGACUGGCCCCCUCUUCAGCCACCCUGCCAAUAAUUAAGCUAAGUUGACAGCAAUUGCCAUGUGCCCAAACACCUUAAAAAAAUGAAGGAUCUUUUUGUUUUUAUAUCCCCUUUACUACUGAGCAAUUCCCUCUCCUGCCCAGCAAACUAUUUCUUGUAACAAAGAAUAAAAGCGUUUCAGCCAAAUUAACA